UUCUAUUUUAAUCAUUUGAAUGGCGAGGAUAUGUCGUCUUCUGCAGUCAAGGAGAUUGACGCACUCAUUCGCGAUGUGGCUGCGGCUGCCAAGUUACCAGCCAAGUCCCGGAUGGGAGAUAUCAGGCCUACAGUAGCAAGCCUGGCCUCUUUGGCGUACGAGAAUGGCUUAUUGCCGGAAGCACUUGACGAGCUUAUUGAUCUGGUUGUUACACCCAGCCACCUUGAUCAGGCGAGUCGAAAUGCCAUAGUUAGAAAUCUGUAUCCUGUCUCCAGAGUAUCCCGCGAUAUUGCCAUUCGUGUUAUUGGUGCUCUUGGCCACGGAGCACUUAAGCCUUCGCUCAAUAUCCAGGUAGCACUUUUAAAAUGGCUCAUCAUGAUUCACCACGUGCUGGAAACCCCAGCCGUGUUCGCUCAAGCCUACAGUGUUCUCUUCAAUUUGCUCAAUACGGCAGCGAUUCGACCAAAUCUCUGCCACUUACUGGCACUCAUCACACGGAGAAAGCAUGUUAGACCUUUUAGGAUCCAAGCUCUCUUGAACUUAUCACGGCAGACUGCCAAUGAUCCUUAUUUAAUCGGCCUGCUUAGAGUCUAUAAAGAUUAUUAUCCUGAAAUCAUCUUGGGAGAGCUAGUUCGAGGCAGGGCCUCCGCUUUCAAGCAUCCGGACAUAUCGUGGAAAGAAAGGCUUCAGGAAGUACAAGAAGCUUAUGCUCUGCAAGCAGAGAGGAAUUCACAAGCGGUUCUCGAUGGCUUCCGGGUUAAUCGCCCCACUGGCCGAGGCCGAGGAAACAGAGUUGUGCCGGCCGUCCACACGUCUCAUGCCACAGAGAAUUCUGUGACUUUGGAAGAAGUCGAAAACAUCACAGGCUUUGUACAGAAUAUCGACAGGAUAGAGCUACCCAACCAACUUGUGGCCGUCCUCGCCGAUCCCUUGUUGCAAAAGCUACUGCUUCUGCGUCCAAACGCAGAGGCUUACCAACGGGCGGCGAACUGGCUCAACUCGGUUCUACAGAAUGUCAUUGAUGGCGAUGCUGACGAGGCUGUGCUUUGGGAAGUUUUGGAUGUCGUGAAAGAAUUUGUGGUGCAAUGUAAAUCUAUACCUCCCGUUAUCCUUGGCUUUUUUGCUACUUUUUUCCAACAAUGGAAUGGGUCUGGUCAGCAUGGCUCCAUUCUACAGAUUCUGUCGUUCACUCCUCUUGUAGGGUUUCAAGAAUUGUAUGAACGCAUCUUGCAACCACUAGAGCUGGCUAUCUUGGAUAAUACACCAGGCUCCCAGGAAGAAAUUUUAAGCCUAUAUACCAACAUACUCCGUCACUGGACUGCCAUAUUACAAUCGAGCGAUCCAGUUCCAGCCCAUGCAAAUACGAGCAUCACGGCGUUGAUACGCCACACCGGGCGACUCGGCCUCACUCUUCUACAAACCUCUCCCACAGAGUCGGUGAAUAUUGCCAUCAUCGAGUUCUAUGAACAGGCGAUCCACCUCGUCAAUGACGAUUCUCUCAAGUACUAUAUACGGAUUGAACUGCCACCAUCCGAGCUGAUUUACACAUUCUUGUUCAGCAGUUCUGUGGCCACCAUGUCCCGUCUAUGCGGCAUCUUGGCGUGCUACAAAAAAGGCUUUGAAAUGGCCAUGUCAACAAAGGCAAGAAAUGAUGGCUCUAAUCGAAUCGAUGCGCUCUCUUAUGACCGAGCCUACGUGAACCUAUAUAACGGGUAUCUCAUGGAUAUAUGUAACUGCUUCUGGCGAAGCAGGGCAUUUAGCGAUGCGGAUACCAAUUCUCACGGCUGCCUGAUGCCACGGCCUACCGUGGCCGAUCUCACGGCAUAUGUCUCUUCAGUGGACAAGGCCUUCUCUCUGCCUUCACUUCUUACUUUGUCAUAUUCGCCUGUACUCUGUUUCCAGAGCAUUCGCUCGGUGCGAGAUCUUGAGGAUGCUGCCAUUGGAAGCAGCGAUAGCGCCAUAAGGACAAGGCACGCCGGGCCAGUGACGCAAAACAGCCUUUCCAAGUUGACUGUCGCGGGAGGUAUACAGCUUUCGUGGCAAGACUAUCGUAUUGAAGUUUUGAGAUCACUUGCGGAAAAGAGCCUUGGUGGCAUCGCCGAGCUGUUGAAAAACACAAUGACAGUGCUGAAGAACUCAAUGGAUGCAACACCGCGAGCACGGGCAAAGAUGUCUAUAUAG
This is a messenger RNA of Trichoderma atroviride IMI 206040, 2181 nucleotides long. RefSeq lists its product as uncharacterized. The record is from RefSeq and is a predicted model, not a curated record. Gene Ontology annotation, cellular component: inner kinetochore; kinetochore. NCBI's taxonomy places the organism in Eukaryota, Fungi, Ascomycota, Sordariomycetes, Hypocreales, Hypocreaceae. Gene Ontology annotation, biological process: mitotic sister chromatid segregation; CENP-A containing chromatin assembly.